Mytilus trossulus (common blue mussel) is the source of this 4004-nucleotide messenger RNA. RefSeq names its product putative mediator of RNA polymerase II transcription subunit 26. The record is from RefSeq and is a predicted model, not a curated record. The transcript is spliced from 3 exons. Lineage: Eukaryota; Metazoa; Mollusca; Bivalvia; Mytilida; Mytilidae. The coding region runs from base 148 to 3936 and encodes 1262 amino acids.
CAACGUCACAAUAUGACGAGAACGUUCCCAUGGGACUACUAAGUGAUCUACGUUAUCUUCGUGCAUCCAAAUAACACAGAUGAGUGUUUAAAGCAUUUGUCAUGACAGAAACAGCAAUGGGCUGAUGAUAUGUCCUAAGCUUUUAGAAUGACCGGUGGUAAGGAGACGGGGUUUAAAGAUGUCAAUAUUGUAAAACCCAAUUCCACGGCUACACAAAACACCCAGCAGGCAGAAAUUGAAGAACCCUUAGCUGGAAGUUCAAAUGUUCAACAGAGUCCUACAGGCAGGAGUCCGGAACACAUGAUAGAUCAUUGGAAAAGUUUUCUUGCAGUUUCCUCAAAAGAACCCUCCAAGAAUCUUCAACAAAACAUCUCUCCUAAAACACAAACAUCACAGCUAUCGGAUAUAUCACAGUCACAACACAAUAAAGACCAACAAUAUAAUUACAGCAAUGUAGGAACAAUCAUAUCACUACCAAACAAUACAGUACAAUUUCAAAAAUCAGAAACAAGUCCGGUUAAUAUCGUCACAUCUCACGAAAACCGGACUUUAACCGUAGAUCCAAAACAAUAUGGUAAUCCUGACUAUCAAGUUCAUACUGCUGGAAAAUUUCAAAAUCAUGAUAUAAAUACCCGACACCAGUCAAUAACGUUUGCCAACAGUUCGUCGCAACCAGAGAGCAAUGUUUCUUCCCCUGAACACAGAUUAGUAAUAGCUGAAAAUAUAGAACAAUCAGUAGUUCCAACAAAGAAAACAAAAAGUAAUGUUAACUGGAAUAUGGAAAAAUUAGUACAAAACGAUGCUGAUAUGUCAACUGAAAAGAACAAAAUACUUACAAAUCUUCAUAACAACGAAAGCAAACUACAUCAAGGUAUACUGAAGUCAACACAGCCAGCCAAGGAACAACACAAUCGUUCCUAUUUUUAUGGAAGCCAAGGAGGUCAGCAAAUUUCUGAACCAGAAAAACGGGUAAAUCUUAUGUUCAAACAACCAGCACAGCAACAUGAUAUGAAUACAUCAGUACAGGAUCAACGAAAUCUGCAAAAAACGAACUACCAAAGUCCACCAUUCACGCUAGCAACUCCACAAAACAUCCAUCAAAUGCAACUGCAAUCACAAUACCUUUAUUCUGCACAUCAACCUAGUCAGACUCACGGUCAACAGCCUCCUAACCAUGAAAAUAACUAUCCAAAUUUACAAGUUAACCAAGAACAAUAUACACCACACAAUCCUUUUCAACAACCAAAAUAUCUACCUAACUUGCCUAAUCAACAGCCACAUAACCCACCAAGCAUUGUCAAUCAACAUAAUCAAUAUCCACCGAACACUUCUAACCAAACGUUACAAUACCAAUCUAACUUGCCUAAUCAACAACUACAAUACCAACAUAACUUGCCUAAUCAACAACUACAAUACCAAACGGACACGACUAAUCAACAUCCUCAGUAUUCACCAAACACACCUUAUCAACAAGUGCAAUAUUCACCAAACAUGGCUAAUCAACAGUUGAUGUGUUCACCAAUUACGGCUAAUCAACAGCUACAAAAUACACCAACGAACACCGCGUAUCAACAUCUACAACAUGCUCCAACAAACACGGCUAAUCAACAGCUACAGCAUGCACCACAGAACACGGAUAAUCAACAGCUACAACAUGCACCACAGAACACGGGUAAUCAACAGCUACAACAUGCACCACAGAACACGGGUAAUCAACAGCUACAACAUGCAACACCGAAACACACCGCUUAUCAAAAGCUACAUUCACCACCGAACACGGCUAAUCAGAAGCUUCAACAUUCACCAACGAACACGGUUAAUCAACAGCUACAACAUGCACCACCGAACACGGGUAAUCAACAGCUACAAAAUGCACAACCGAAACAAACCGCUUAUCAAAAGCUACAACAUGCACCACCGAAAACGGCUAAUCAACAGCCUCAAUAUUCACAAAAUACCGCUAAUCAACAACUACAGUAUUCACCAAACACGGGUAAUCAACAACUACAACACACAUCAAUGCACAUGGCUAAUCAACAACCACCGUAUUCACCAAACACUGCUUAUCAACAGCUAUCAAAUACGCUUAAAAAACAACCACCGUAUUCACCAAACACGGCUGAUCAAUCACAACUGUAUUCAUCGAAUAUUACUAGUCAACAACUACUGUAUUCACCGGCAAAAGUCGAACAACAGCUACCAUAUCCUGAAAACAUAAGCAGUCAACAGUUUGGAUUUCACGAACAAUAUCCACCAAACAAAGCUAAUGAGGAACAAGUCUCGCAGCUCAAACACGAAAGUUUCAACAAGAAUAUUGCUGAUCAACAGGAUUUCCAACAGUCAGGACAGAAACAUGAAAGUUUUAAUACUGACCAACCGCUCACACAAGAUAAUCAUCACCAGCAGGUUGCAAAGAUUGAGAGAGGACAACACGGACAAAAUCGUAUUGAAAUACAUCAUUCUAAUCUAAAUAUGCAACCAACUGCUCAGCAGAUACAAAACCAACAGACUCAAGUUCAAAAAAGUUCCCUAGUAAGUCAGGAACUUCAGCAUACACAAACACAAAAUGGAAGUCUAUAUGCUCAUGCAGCUCUUUCGCCGUUUACAAAACAGACAAGGAGUACAGGUGGGACUGUUGAAGCUGAAAAUCAACAUGCCGGACAAAGGUCAACGAUAUUAGAUGUAAAAGUGACAGACGAUCAUAAGAAAGAGAAAAUACAAUCCCAGAAGAGAAAGAUUCAAUCAAAGCAUACAACGAAAGACAGCAUACAAAAGAUAGAACUGGAUUUUAUUGCUUCGCCACCUGUACUAUUUACUCCUGAAUAUCUUAUGUUGAAAAUACCCAAACAAGAGACAACAAAUGCAAAAGCAGUGAGUAAUGAGAUACAUAAAAGGAGAGGGCAGUCUCCUGUCGAUGGUUCCGAGAGUUUAGAAGCCGGGCCUGUGAAGAAGCUGAAGUUAGAGGAGGUUAGAAUAAGCACUGCGAAUAUAGAUCAGUAUCCAGAAAGCGAAGAAUUCAGACGAAGUGUCCAAAUAAACAAAAGAGGGUUUAAAAAAUAUUUAUUAUCAAAGUAUGAAGAGGAUAAAAGAAUGAUAGCACAUUCUAAAACUAAAAUACAGUGUGAGAAAACCGGUCCUCCACCAAAUAAAGAUUCUGUUUUGCAUGCAACGUCAAAUAUACCAUUGAAAAGGACAUACGCAUCAUGUGACCUUGCACCAAAAGGCCCGACACCAGACUGCGUUGGCAAUAGCAUAAAUGAACAUUUCGCAAUGUCAGUAGCAAACAAAGAGAAUACUAAAAUAUCAAGAAACGACAUUAAUGUAAUGUUUGACAAAGAAAAGAACACAGAAUCAUCAAAACUAUGUAACGAGCAGUCCUCCGUUUUAGAACCGAUUUUGUCAGACCUAGAAAACACUUCAACUUCUUUUCCUACAGAAAAUGGAAGUGAAAUAUCAUUGAACCAAAUCAGGUUAGAUCUGGCAAUGUCAUCUGACAGUUCAGUGGCUUCAGAUCAUGAAAAAAGUUUCAAAAAUGACAAUGCUUCACAAGGUAGGAUACGUAGUGAUCCAUGUAGUGAAAUCGCCGAUUGCGCAGAUUCCGGACAUCUACUAGGACAUGAAGAUAUUUCUACAAAUUCACGUGAUAAGAAUAACCAUACAUCGUCAAAACCGGUUACUGUGAUAUCGACAUUCUUCAGCCAAAUAACCAAUCAAACGAUUUUGAAAUCAUUUAACCAAGGCAGAAACGUUGGAUUUUUAAUAGAUUUUAAUCCGCGGCGAUUUGGUAUUGUUGAACACGAAGACCAUCAUGAACAAAAUUUUAAUGCGAUUCCUGCCAAGCCUACAUUCAGCUACAGAAAAAUGACAGAAAAUCAGCGUUGGAACAAUCUUUUGGCAGUCCGCAACACAGCACAAAAAUUUACUCAGACAGUUUAAUAAUUUUCCUCAUAUAAAUGAUGUAUUUUGAAUAAAAAUGUACAAUAAACAAAAAAACACAAUGUUAA